UUUAUAUGUCACUUAAACAGAUGUCAAAGUGAAUGUCUAUCGUGUCUCAGAUUAUCGAACAUCUUCAAAAAAAAAAAAAAAAAAAAAAAUUCGACAUAAAAAGAGAAGGAAGGAAUCUCUCAGCUCUCCUCGGUCAAAGGUCGCGGAGUUGCCGGUCAAAACUGAACCGGCUCAAGUUAGAAAGUGUCAGUUUCGGUUCUAUCCACCAGGCAGCGUUGCGUUCGCUCGUAUAAGUGAUGGCUAAUCUGUUUGCGUUGAUAAUAGUAUAACAGAAUGCCGUCUGCUCGUUCGGUUAUGGCUACUAACUUAGCCGGCGAACUAAUGAGGUUCAGGCGCGGUGGUAAGCAGCUGCGACGAAUUUUGAAAGAGACGAAACAGGUGCACGAAAGCAUCAAGAAAAAAGGAUGUUAUGGAGAAGAACAACUGGAAAAGUUUGCUCUCAAGCCAGAGGACGAAACAGCUGUGUGGAACAUUAUCGAACAGCCCGUGGGAUUCGUAGUACUAGGAAGUUGUUGUUGGGCACGUGCCACUAUCGUCAACGGUUUGAUGGAACGGACAGUGCUGCCUAUUGUUCCUUUUGGGGAAAACAAUCAUCACUGGAGAAUGGUGAGAUUCAGUUAUGGGAAAGUACCGAGGGCAAAGCUUGUUCUCCCUAGCGGUUACGAAAUAUUAGAGCAGUUAGAAUUCAAUGAAAAACAGUUGACCGCCGUUCCUUUGACAGAUCUAGAGUUAAAACCCAACGCGUGUCUCGAAUUAUCUGAAGAUCCAGCAUUGACUGGUGGAGGUCUAGAGAUCAACCUGUCACACCCUCUGCUAUACGAUAAUGCUCAAGUGAUCAUGGCUCCUGAAAGGAACCGCACCGCUUUCAUCCAGGAGCUGAAGAAAUGCCUCGAUGGAAUCACACCCGUCCUCAUAUAUGCCAUCGGAAACAAUCUUUCAGAACAGGACAUUGCAGACUUGACAGAACUUCAUCAACUCCCAUACAAGCUUCCCAUUUUCUUCAUCUGCGUACGUCAUCCCUCACAGUCAGACCUAACAGAAUCCGGGCAGCACGCUGGAACAUCUACCUGCACCACUUCGUCCACUUCAUCCACGCCUCCACAGUCAUGUCCUCCAUCACCUACGUCUCCAAAAGCACCCCCUCGCAAUCUUCCCUUCACAUACUCGCGCCAUCCAUUGGAACAUCUUGCUCUCUUGCGGAACUGCACCGAGGUGCAUUGUGCAGAACAAUUUCCUGUAUCAGAUGUAUACCAGAAGUUAUCGGACUUAGGUUAUCUCGCAUCACCAGGUUCAAAACCUGAGUACAAAGGACCCCUGGAAGUUGGCAGUGAACUUGUCGAAGAUUUCGCAAAUUUUUCUAGUAUUCUUCUGUUCGUUUGCCAUGUCCUUCAGUCUAAACUGCUACUGGCCGCAACUCUUCUACAGGAUACACAUGCGCGAAGUCUUCAAAAUUUCAUCAUGGCAGCUUUCGACCUCUCCAGAGAUCUGAUGAUCACUCCUAAAAGAAUUCAAUACGCGAGGUUAAGAGAGGAAGCUUUAUAUAAAUCCUUGCUCGAUUUGUCUCACAACAAACAAGAUGAGAUCAAGAAUAUGAUAGUUGGUACCAUAUUCGAGAUAAAAGACGAAGUUCUACAAAAGGCAGCAAACUUCAGGUUCCAAGGUGCUGUUAUAGACGAAUACAUUCAAGAAUCCCUCACAGCUCGUGCCGUCCAUAUUUGUACUUCUGAAAUAAGAGACAUGGUCGUGGAACAUGUUAAUAAAGCAGUUUCGUCGAAAUUGGCGUCUUCUAUAGAAUGGUUACAAGAAAAAUUUACAGGAACUUUAGAACGUUGUCUACUUAGUUUGGAACAGAUGUGCUCAGAGGGAGAUGAGAACAAUAAGCAAGCGAGUGCAGCAUUAAGGCAUAUAUUAACGGCUGCUUAUCAGGUUGAAGUGUCCUUCCGCAACAGUGCAUCUAUAUUCUGGUUCUUCAUGCAAAAAAUGCAACAGCUCGCAGAAGUGCUUCCUUGGAAAUUACCGGUUGCUAUCGAUUCUCAGUGGAAAAAAGAUGUAGCACUUAGAAUGCUGACCAGCCUUAACGAAUCUCAUUUGGCACGUUCGAUAUGUCAUCAACUCCAGCAGAAAGUCCGAUCCUCUCACGAACGCUUUGUUGCAUCAUUAACACAGCUAGAAGAACGCCACCUCGACAGGCUCGAGCAAAGGGAGAAUGAAAGGAAAAAUGUCCGUUGUUUGUACGCUCCCCAAGUUGCUAAACUUUCUUUGGAAAGUUCUUCAUUCAAAGAUGCGGUUCAGUACGGCAAUCCGCCACUUGGACAAGAAUUAGGAAGAGGUCAUUUUGGAAUCGUCUAUUCAUGCAAGUCAUGGGCAGGCCAAAGUUGCCUAGCAGUCAAAAGUGUAGCUUUGCCUACCGAUAAGCACUGGUACAGUUUAGCUAUGGAAUUUUUCUACCACAAAAAUACCCCUGAACAUCCCCGGAUAGUCAGGUUAUGUGGAACAGUCAUUGAUUACAAACACGACAGACGUCCGACUGUCCUUCUAAUCAUGGAGAGACUAAGCAGGGAUUUAUAUUCCGCAUUAUGGAACGGACUUCCUUGGAUGCAGAGGUUACAAGUUGCAAUUGAUGUUAUUCAAGGGAUCCGUUACCUGCAUAGUCAAGGCUUAGUACAUCGAGAUAUUAAAUUACAUAACGUGCUGCUUGAUAAAGAAAACGGAGCCAAACUCUCUGACUUGGGCUUUUGCAAAGUGGAAGUGAUGAUGUCUGGAAGCGUAGUAGGAACUCCCAUUCAUAUGGCCCCUGAGCUUUUAACAGGUCACUACGAUAAUAGCGUUGACAUCUAUGCCUUCGGAGUUCUAUUUUGGUACCUUUGUUCUGGUCAACCUCGACUGCCUUACGUUUACGAACAGUGUUCACACAAAGAGGAUCUGUUUUCUCUCAUUAAAAGAGGCAUGAGACCUGAAAGACUUCCUUAUUUCGAUGAGGACUGCUGGGAACUUAUGAGUGAAUGUUGGCAGGGGAACCCAUCCAAACGCCCUCUUCCAGGAGAAGUUGAACGUAGACUAGAAGACAUUCAAACUAAAUUCACAGUCCAGAAGAGAUUCAUCAGAUCCGAACUCAGCUGCAACGAAAUGACGAUGUCGCAUGGAUCGGACUGUUGGUCUACGUUCGACUCAUCUAGGUCUUAUACUGUUGUUAGCGACUCAUACGCAGGCUGAAGAGAAACUUAUGUUUUAUGUUGACCUACCUCGCUUGAGUAAAUGUAUUGCAAAAACCUGUGCCAAGGACCACCCGGUCACGUAUGACACGGGAGUAAGACAUUAGGAAUGAACUUUACUAUGUGCCAAGAGGAUUCCACGAGGCUCAAAUGUUUUAGCUUAUCCACCGCAGAACCGUCUCUGAUGUUUCAUUAGUCAUUUUGUUGACUGUUUGCGAGCUUGUUCAGUAUUAUUAACAAAUUAAGGUUUACUUAUUACAUCUUACAACCAAGUUCCGUUGUACAUCAGAAGACAUUUCUUGAUCAUUAUGAGCUUGGCAAACAUAAACUUUGUCGCUUUCACAGUAUUUUUAUCAUCCAAGUUCUUGUUUGAGACAUUUAACUCGUGGCUUCUGUGUGCAAACGAUUUAGUUUUCACAUUUUCGAUAAAUCGGAAUAUAUGGUAUAAGAACGCUUGGGAAGUUUGCUUUUAUCACUGAUAUUGUUCUGAUUUGUAUACAUAUAUUUGAUUACUUUUAUCAUCUUAAUUUUUAAAAUGUUCUUUGAAUGAAUGUCUUAUAUAUGUCGUGAAAGCUAAUCAAUUGAUCAUCUCUAAGUGCUGUGUUUUCAUAUACUUUUAAUUGGAAAGUAAGUACAAAUGCACAAAAUGAAUUAUAAAUAGUUAUGGUAUACGUGAUGAUAUACAUCAUAAACGUGAUAUGACAGGAGUUUCAUAUUGAAUAAUGUUAAAUAAAUUUUAUUUUAAAGGUUUUAUCUGUGAAUGCUUUAAAAUAAUUAUGUAUAAUGAUCAUUAUUUUGUAUCUAAUGAUUUGAAAGAAAUGAAUAAAUACGUAGAAUUUGUUAACUAUUAAUUAAAUUAUCAAUGAAAUACAUAGAAUCAUUUCCUUUUUUUAAAAGUGAAAAGAAAUUUUAGUCAGGAGGGUAUAAUGUAGGUUUGCUGAAAGGACAGCUUUAAAAUUAAAGUAAUUUAGUAAUUGCGACAGUAUUACUUGGUGCAUAGGAGUUUUCAGUUGAACGUGGAAAGAAUUCUGAAACCUUGAAAUAUGCAGAUUACAACACGGGAAAAUUGCUCAUAAAUAAAUUAUUGAUUAUUGCACUUUCUACAUAUUAAGUGUGAUAUCGUCAAACAUUCUAGUGCAUUUGUAAUAAUGUAUUUUUAUGUAAGUUUAUUAAAUAUUUUAAGACUUGAAGACAUGAAUUCUACUGCUUUACUUAUAUUAUCCCUAGUUCUCAAAAAUGGAUGUAAGAAUGUGUUUCUUAUGAAACAAAAUGGAAUAAUAUAAAUUAUUCAAUGCUCAGGUUUGGUGAACAUUCAGUGCUCAAUAUGAAUGGAGAAAGAAGCCCCUUAAUUUACAGUACUUAAUAGCGUAUAAAACUAAAUAUUUGCAGUACCUGAUCGUAAUUUUUAUAAAUUCAAUAUUCGAAUCUAUAAUUCGUGAUAUUUACAUUACUUCAAUAUACUUGAACUUGGAAAAUUUGGAUUCACUUAUAAUUUAAUGAUAAUAUAUUAUUCAGAAUUAAAUACUCCAGAGUAUUUUUCGUAUUUAUAAUUCAUUUAUGCACUCGAAGCCCACUUAUCUUUAUAACUAUUUUUUACAGAAUAUAAGCAGUUGCAGCAAAAUGAGCUAUCGGUUUUCAUUUGAAAAUAAAUCAUAUGCUUAUAAAUGUUCACGCAACUUCAUUGUCACCGUGUGUUUUUACAACCCAUUAAUUUUUUUUUUUUUUUUUUUUUUUUUUUUUUUUUUUUUUUUUUUUACCAUUUUACAUUUUAUGUGUAUAUUGUAUGUCUCAUAGGAUUGUUAGCUUCUUAAAAGCUUUAAUGUAUUUAUUAGCAAUUGAAGUUGGCAAUGCUAUAAAACGAUCACCUGCUGGACAGAUUUGUAAUGAUUAUUUUUAAUAAAUUUUUUUUCCUCA
Messenger RNA from Stegodyphus dumicola, 5126 nucleotides. Its product is annotated as dual serine/threonine and tyrosine protein kinase-like. Gene Ontology annotation, molecular function: ATP binding; protein kinase activity. The record is from RefSeq and is a predicted model, not a curated record. Gene Ontology annotation, cellular component: cytoplasm. Gene Ontology annotation, biological process: cellular response to fibroblast growth factor stimulus; protein phosphorylation; negative regulation of apoptotic process. NCBI's taxonomy places the organism in Eukaryota, Metazoa, Arthropoda, Arachnida, Araneae, Eresidae.